Messenger RNA from Myotis daubentonii (Daubenton's bat), 1217 nucleotides. RefSeq names its product interferon induced protein 35 (gene IFI35). Gene Ontology annotation, cellular component: nucleus. NCBI's taxonomy places the organism in Eukaryota, Metazoa, Chordata, Mammalia, Chiroptera, Vespertilionidae. The record is from RefSeq and is a predicted model, not a curated record.
GGGACUUCCCAGAAAUGAAAGUGGAAGCAAAGAGCCUGCAGGCAGAACGUUCCGAAGUGCUUUUCAGGCUCUGAGGGGAGAUAAGUGUCAGAAGGUGGAAGCAAGAGUUCUGUUGGGUGGAUUCUGCCGCUUGGUUUCCAGCUCUGAAGCCUCGGCUCUUGCCAACCAGACCCCAGACCCAUGUCAGUGACUCCAGAUCCCGCAUGCUACAGGAAGGGGGACCUGAUACAAUCCCUUCAGGAGGAGCAGGCCAGACUACAGAUGAGGCUGCAGGAACUGCAGCAGCUGAAAAGGGGGCUCAGGAACUCCCCCCAAGACAAGGUCCCAUUCCCAGUGCCUGAAGUCCCCUUGGUGUUCCGAGGACACAUUCAGGAAGGGAUGGAAGCGCCCAAGUCUUUGGUUUCCGACCUGCAGAUCUGCUACCCUAUGCCUGGAGGCUCUGCUCUGGUCAUCUUCGAUGACCCCAAGGUGGCCAAGCAGGUGCUACGACAAAAGGAGCAUCAGAUUGAGCUGGAAGAGUGCCGGCUGCGGGUGCAGGUCCAGCCCGUGGAGCUACCCGUGGUGACAACCAUCCAGGUGUCCAGCCAGAUGAGUAGCCAGAGAGUGCUGGUCAGUGGGUUUCCUGCUAAGCUCAAGCUGAGUGAGGAGGAGCUGCUGGACAAGCUGGAGCUCUUCUUUGGCAAGACCAAGAACGGGGGUGGAGAUGUGGAGACUCGGGAAAUGCUGCAUGGGGGUGUCAUGCUGGGCUUUGCCAAGGAUGAAGUGGCCCAGAACCUGUGCCGGAUUGGCCAGUUCACGGUGCCAUUGGGUGGGCGGCAGUUCCCUCUGAAAGUCUCUCCCUACAUGAGCGGAGAGAUCCAGAAGGCAGAGAUCAGGUUCCAGCCAGUGCCACAGGCAGUGCAGGUGCUCAACAUUCCCGAUGUGCUGGAUGGCCCCGAGCUGCAGGAUGUCCUGCAGGUCCAUUUCCAGAAGCCCACCCGUGGGGGAGGGGAGGUGGAGGCCCUGACAGUCGUGCCCCCAGGAGAGCAACGCCUGGCGGUCUUCACCACCGAGUCCAGCUAGGAGCCUACCCUCUCAUCGCCCUCCAGCCUUCUGCCAAGGUUCUCAAACUGGGCUGGGGUUGGGUGCAUGUGGAUGAUCAAGAUCAUGCUAGUCAACGGAGGGCAGGACUCUGAGUUGUGAAACGCUGUCCCAGACAGUAAAAGUGCCUGCCUGGA